AUGUAUCCCUCCUUCCGGCCCUCAAACCCGGGCCUCAUCAGCUUCUUCUCGCGCUUGGCAAUCCUCCGCAUCUUCUUCUCAUUGAUCCUCCCCUGGAUGUUUUCCUUCCUCUUCCUCUGCCUCUCAUCCUUCAUCUUCGUCUGGGUCUCGACUCUCUCCUUCCAUUUCUCAGCAUUCUUCUCCCUCUUCCUCUUCUCCCUCUUCAUGCUCUCCUUGAUUAACCGCGCAUCGUCAUGGACCUUUACGCCCAUGGCCCGGCUGGCGGCAGCCUUCCACGACUCACGCUCGGCCACAGUCGGAUUCUCCUUCUUCGCCUCCUGCUUUUUCUUGACCAAUUCAAGUUCCUUGGCCUUCGGCAGUUUCUUCUUCUUUUUCUUUGCACGCUUCCCCUCAUCCUCAUCUCCUAAUCUCACCUUUCCAUACUCGAUAAUCUCCUCACCAUCAUCGACCUCAUCCGAAAUAUCUCCCUUUUCACCACUUCCACCCUCGGAGCUCCUCGUAGGUUACAGACUUCGCCUUAUCAUCCUCGAUAUCAAUCGGACUAGGUCGGGACUCGUCCUCCUCCAGACCGUCGCCAUCUACGCCGGCCAGACCUUUGCUGUUCUGUUGCUGCUGGAGGAGGUGGAGGGUGGAGGAGGGCUCGCCGUCGGGGUCAAAGCGGUGGCGGCGGGCGAGCUUGAGGCCCUGGUACCAUGGCUUCGAAUCGGCAUCGUCGCUCGGAAGGUAGAAUCUGGCGGGAAUCAGUUCAAUCAAGUGGUCGAAGAAUUCGCUGUACUGGUGGAUGGCAGAUUUGAGGUCAAAAUCGACGGUGGCGGCGGUGGCGGCGGCGGCGGCCGCCGCAGCAUAAAUCACCUCUUUAAGUGA
This is a messenger RNA of Striga asiatica, 864 nucleotides long. NCBI's taxonomy places the organism in Eukaryota, Viridiplantae, Streptophyta, Magnoliopsida, Lamiales, Orobanchaceae. The record is from the annotation of a GenBank genome assembly.